Molecule: messenger RNA, 927 nt
Organism: Closterium sp. NIES-65
Lineage: Eukaryota; Viridiplantae; Streptophyta; Zygnematophyceae; Desmidiales; Closteriaceae
Source: the annotation of a GenBank genome assembly
AUGAGGGGUAGUCAUGGCGACGACAGCGACGCAGUGCAAGCAGCAGGGAAAGAGCUCGCAGUGGCAGUGGGACUGUGCUCACCAGGCAGGGCAGGUCGAGUAGGUAUGCAGAAAGGCGGCUCAGCGACCUGGCGGCUCGGGUGCUGGGCGGCUCGGGCGCAGGGCGGCUCGCUCCCGGGCGGCUCGGCUCCCGGGCGGCUCGGCUUCCGGGCGGCUCGGCGGUUGGGCGGCUCGGGUGCAGAGCGGCUCGGCUCCCGGGCGGCUCGGCGGUUGGGCGGCUCGGGUCCCGGGCGGCUCGGCGUCGGGCGGCUCGGCUUACGGGCGGUUCGGCUGCUGGGGCGGCUCGGCCAGGAGAUCCAGGGGCGGGGCCGUCAGGUGCAGCGGCGGGUGGACCGGUGCAGUGGCGGGCCGGCAGGUGCAGCGGCGGGCCGGCAGGUGCAGUGGCGGGCCGGCAGGUGCAGUGGCGGGCCGGCAGGUGCAGGCGGCGGCUGUAGGGUGCAGUGGCGGGCCGGCAGGUGCAGCGGCGAGGCCGUCAAGGCGGCGGGCGGCAGGUGCAGCGUCGAGGCCGUCAGAGGCGGCGGGCCGCUGGGUUGCAGCGGCGGGCCGGCAGGUGCAGUGGCGGGCCGACAGGAGCAGCGGCGGGCCGGCAGGGGAGGCGGCGGAGCCGAGUCAGGGGAGGCGGCAGGGCCGCGUCAGGGGAGGCGGCGGAGCCGCGUCAGGGGAGGCGGCGGUGCCGCGUCAGGGGAGGCGGCGGAGCCGCGUCAGGGGGGCGGCGGGGCCGCGUCAGGGAAGGCGGCGGGGCCGCGUCAAACAGGCGGCGGGGCCGCGUCAGGGGGAGGCGGCGGAGCCGCGUCAGGGGAGGCGGCGGGGCCGCGUCAAACAGGGCGGCGGGGCCGCGAUCAGGAGAGGUGGCGGGGCCGCGUCUGA